Molecule: messenger RNA, 528 nt
Organism: Mizuhopecten yessoensis (Yesso scallop)
Lineage: Eukaryota; Metazoa; Mollusca; Bivalvia; Pectinida; Pectinidae
Product: G-protein coupled receptor GRL101-like
Exons: 3
Coding region: 172-495 (107 amino acids)
Cellular component (GO): membrane
Source: RefSeq, a predicted model, not a curated record
GAAUAUUACUCUCAAUCCGGAGUGUGUCUCGCCUUACCACUGACAAGCGACAAGCGACCAGGUGCGGAGUAUUCCUUUGCACUCUUUGUUUGCCUGAACUGUAUCAUCUUCGUCGUUAUAGUCAUAGGUCAAAUCUGCAUUUUUAAAAGUAUUAUCACAAGUGGCGGCCGCAUGAUCUCAUCACAGACUCGUCAACGAGAUAUGUCUGUCGCAAGGACCCUCUUCAUGGUGGUGGCUACAGACUUUUGCUGCUGGUUUCCUAUCGGUGUCAUGGGUGUAUUGUCUAAAUCUGGAUACAACAUCCCAGAUGACGCAUAUGCCUGGAUAAUGGUAUUCGUGCUGCCAGUUAACGCUGCUAUCAAUCCGUUCUUGUACACUGCCACAGCUAUAUGGCGGAAGCGACAAAGAGAAAAACGGAGAGUAGAGAUGAUAUCGCCAAAUCGAGGUCAUCGUCACCAAGCUGGUGCUAUUGAGAUGGAAACACCAAUGCAAUGACAUAACAUGAUGAGUGACUCUGUUUAUGUUUUU